CCGCCUCCUCGCCGCGCGGGGCCGCGCAGCGCGCUCCCGCCGCCCCUCCCCACACGAGCUCCACCCAGGUCGCAGGCAGCGCGGUCGGCAGCGGCUGUUUCCCGCCAUUGUGCGAAGUGGAGGCUGGGGGCUGCACGCGCCGCUCCUGACGGCCUCCAGCAGCUCCUCGGCGGCUGCCGCCGCAGCCGCUGCUCUCUGAGGCACGAGGAGGCCGGGCGGCCCGCGCCCCGCUGUGCGUGGGAGGGCGCGGGCGAGGAGCGGCCGAGCUCCUGAGGAGAAGCUGGGCGCCGGCCACCCGGGCCGCGCCGUCCCCGGCCCUCGGCGAGAUGCCCUGUGGGGAAGACUGGCUCAGCCACCCGCUUGGGAUCGUGCAGGGCUUCUUCGCCCAAAAUGGAGUUAAUCCUGAGUGGGAGAAGAAAGUAAUUGAAUAUUUCAAGGAAAAGCUGAAGGAAAAUAAUGCUCCUAAAUGGGUACCAUCAUUGAAUGAAGUUCCCCUUCAUUAUUUGAAACCUAACAGUUUUGUGAAAUUUCGUUGCAUGAUUCAGGAUAUGUUUGACCCUGAGUUUUACAUGGGAGUUUAUGAAACGGUUAACCAAAACACAAAAGCACGCGUUCUUCAUUUUGGAAAAUACAGAGAUGUAGCAGAGUGUGGGUCUUUUCUUAACCUUUCAUUUAACGCCUAUGUUAAUGCAAACCAAGCUCGAGUCAGUCCUUCAACAUCCUAUACUCCCAGUCGUCACAAGAGGAGUUAUGAAGAUGAUGAAGAUAUGGACCUACAGCCCAAUAAACAGAAAGACCAACAUGCAGGUGCCAGACAAGCAGGGAGUGUUGGUGGACUCCAGUGGUGUGGAGAGCCAAAACGUUUAGAAACUGAAGCUUCUACCGGGCAACAGCUGAACUCCCUGAACCUCUCUUCUCCUUUUGAUCUGAAUUUUCCAUUGCCAGGAGAAAAGGGCCCUGCAUGCCUUGUGAAGCUGAUAUGUCUCCAAAUUGAAGCUUUAUUGUCUCUCCGCAGGGACGCCUCUGCACUGCUGGAUCCAAUGGAGUGCACAGACACAGCAGAAGAGCAGAGAGUACACAGUCCUCCUGCUUCAUUAGUGCCAAGAAUUCAUGUGAUUUUAGCCCAGAAGUUGCAACACAUCAACCCAUUAUUGCCUGCUUGCCUUAACAAAGAGGAGAGCAAAACCUUUGUUUCAAGUUUCAUGUCCGAAUUGUCUCCAGUCAGGGCAGAACUGCUUGGGUUCCUCACUCAUGCCCUUUUGGGGGACAGUUUGGCUGCUGAAUACCUUAUAUUACAUCUCAUCUCUACAGUAUAUUCAAGAAGAGAUGUUCUUCCACUAGGAAAAUUUACAGUUAACUUGAGUGGUUGCCCACGGAAUAGUACUUUCACAGAACACUUAUAUCGAAUUAUUCAACAUCUUGUGCCAGCUUCUUUUCGUCUACAGAUGACUAUAGAGAACAUGAACCAUUUGAAAUUCAUUCCCCACAAAGACUACACAGCCAAUCGCUUGGUCAGUGGACUUCUUCAGCUGCCCAACAAUACUUCACUUGUAAUUGAUGAGACUCUUCUGGAGCAAGGGCAGCUAGACACCCCAGGUGUUCACAAUGUGACUGCCCUGAGCAACCUGAUAACUUGGCAAAAGGUGGAUUAUGACUUCAGUUACCACCAGAUGGAAUUCCCCUGCAAUAUUAAUGUUUUUAUUACUUCGGAGGGAAGGUCACUCCUCCCGGCAGACUGCCAGAUUCACUUACAACCCCAGCUAAUUCCACCAAACAUGGAGGAGUACAUGAACAGCCUUCUCUCAGCGGUGCUGCCUUCUGUGCUGAACAAAUUCCGCAUUUAUCUAACCCUUUUGAGAUUCCUGGAUUAUAGCAUAUCUGAUGAAAUAACCAAGGCAGUUGAGGAUGACUUUGUGGAAAUGCGUAAGAAUGACCCUCAGAGCAUCACCGCUGACGAUCUCCACCAGCUGCUUGUGGUGGCUCGGUGUCUGUCUCUCAGUGCUGGUCAGACAACACUGUCAAGGGAACGAUGGCUAAGAGCAAAGCAGCUGGAGUCUCUAAGAAGAACCAGGCUUCAGCAGCAAAAGUGUGUGAAUGGAAAUGAACUUUAAAGAUCGGAGGCCUAUGAAGAAUAAUUGUAGUCACAUUAUUAUAAAAUUCAAAUAUCAUUUAUACCACAUUGUUUUAUAGAUAAUUUGUAUCACAAACCAAUGACUUUUCCUGAAAUUAAGCCUGGUAACAUCUGAAGUUUAUAUGAUAUUCAGUAAGGGCUUUUACCUUACUGGUUUUAUGGAGCUUUUCAAGUUUGUUUUAUAAUUAUAUAAAUUAGUAAUGAUGUAAAAAAAGUAUUUGAUAUUAAAAGUUUACUGUUGACUAAUG
This is a messenger RNA of Propithecus coquereli (Coquerel's sifaka), 2379 nucleotides long. RefSeq names its product minichromosome maintenance complex binding protein (gene MCMBP). NCBI's taxonomy places the organism in Eukaryota, Metazoa, Chordata, Mammalia, Primates, Indriidae. The coding region runs from base 327 to 2111 and encodes 594 amino acids. The record is from RefSeq and is a predicted model, not a curated record. The transcript has 14 exons. Gene Ontology annotation, molecular function: chromatin binding. Gene Ontology annotation, biological process: DNA-templated DNA replication.